AUGCCGGAUCGUCAAGAUCCUCUUCGACCUCGUGAUUUGCUUGCUAUGUCCACAGGGGGUGGGGGGAUUAGGCGGGUGUAUACAAACCCAGUGGUAAGCCAGCACCCGGAGCCCCUCUUGAAGGAUAUGGAGAGGUUGCGACUGGGAGAAAAUCUACUACAUCGCCCUUUUGGGAUUAGGUGCAGUGCUUUCUGCGAAGGCUGA
This is a messenger RNA of Arabis nemorensis, 204 nucleotides long. NCBI's taxonomy places the organism in Eukaryota, Viridiplantae, Streptophyta, Magnoliopsida, Brassicales, Brassicaceae. The record is from the annotation of a GenBank genome assembly.